CCUUUUCUUUCGCUUUCCACAGCCAGCGACGAACGUUGGCAUCAAGUUAAGAAGUUACGGCGCAAGAGAGAAGACGUGAAAAAAUUUGCAAGUUUUCAGCGAAAAGAUUAAUAGACGGUGCAGGGUAGCAGCGAAUAAAAACGGAAUUAUCAAGCUAAUCGGUGUAUUUCAGCAAACGUGACGCACGUGAACGAAGGAACGAACACGUUGUGCCCUCAUCGGCGAAAGCCUGCUCGAAUCGACCGCAGCAAGUUGUGUAUCCUGUCAGAGGGAGGUAGUUUGAAAACUGUGAUUUUCGGAGGACAAGUUCUGUCGAAUCUGGACUUAACACGACGAAAGUAAAAAAAAGAAGAAAAAUCAUAAAAACUCUUGAACAAAAGUUCUCUACCAUUCGACAAUUUAGUGUCGGGUUUAGUCCGCGUGCAAGCUGUUAUUGCUCGCCAAUUCAAUUGUACAGAAAAAAAACAAAGCGAAACAAAGAAGAUUAAUCAAACGUAAUAUUCAAAGUGCAUGGUGUAAAAGAAAAGUUUUUAAGUGGUAAUAAGAGACACUCCGAGAAGAAUCAAGUCAACAUAGGAAAAGGUGAAGAGAGCAAGACUUUUUAAAUUAUUAUUUAUACAUUAGCUGUAAUAUAACAAGAGAAAAAAAAAACAAGUGGUCACAAAGAUAUACGUUGGAGCAACGGCACGAAGAACGAAGCAAAUGGUACCGAGAUAACAGAAGGUUAUACGCAAAUCCACGAAGAAGCAAACAACAAAAAACUUGGAAGUAGUGUGAAAAAAAAUCAGUCUAAAGUGUAAGCAUCCUAAAAAUAAGAAUUAGUUAUAAACGCAAAACGCAAAGUGAAGAAACGGAUCUGGGGUGCGGUUUUAAGGAACGAAGAAAAAAGUCACCCACAAGUUGUAUUUAUACUAUCGAAAAGCAAAGCGGUGAAGUUAUAGUAUAAGCGUAAAACUUUAUAAGUAAAAAACACCAGUAGAGGAUAAGCCGAGCUAGACGCACUCUACUCAAUCAUCAUGAUGACUGAAACGCUGAAUUCUAAUAACCACAUAAGCCAGAAAGGCGAGAACAAAGUGGAUGACAUGGGAUGGAAAGCCAAACUCAAAAUACCGCCCAAAGAUACUAGAAUUAAGACUAGUGAUGUAACGGACACUCGGGGAAACGAGUUUGAGGAGUUUUGCCUGAAGCGUGAGCUGCUGAUGGGCAUCUUUGAGAAGGGAUGGGAGAAGCCUUCGCCAAUCCAGGAAGCAGCCAUCCCAAUUGCACUAGUGGGUAAGGACAUCUUGGCGAGGGCCAAAAACGGUACUGGAAAAACGGGCGCGUACAGCAUUCCUGUACUAGAGCAAGUGGAUCCUACUAAGGAUUAUAUCCAGGCGCUGAUCAUCGUGCCAACGCGUGAGCUGGCACUGCAAACAUCACAGAUUUGCAUUGAACUUGCGAAACACAUGCAUAUCCGGGUCAUGGUAACCACCGGUGGUACCAACCUUAAGGAUGAUAUUAUGAGAAUUUAUCAGAAAGUUCAAGUGAUCAUCGCCACGCCCGGCCGUAUACUAGACCUGAUGGACAAGGAGGUGGCGAAUAUGGCCAACUGCCGUAUGUUAGUAUUAGACGAAGCGGACAAGUUGCUGUCGCAAGACUUCAAGGGCAUGCUGGAUCAUGUCAUUAUGAAAUUGCCAAAAGAGCGCCAGAUUCUGCUGUUUUCGGCAACAUUCCCGCUAAGCGUGAAAAACUUUAUGGAGAAGCAUCUGCGCGAGCCAUACGAGAUCAACCUUAUGGAGGAGCUCACCCUAAAGGGUGUCACCCAGUACUACGCGUUCGUCCAGGAGCGACAGAAGGUGCACUGCCUGAAUACCCUAUUCUCCAAGUUGCAGAUCAACCAGUCGAUCAUUUUCUGCAAUUCGACACAGCGUGUCGAAUUGCUGGCAAAAAAAAUCACCGAGCUUGGUUACUGCUGCUACUACAUUCACGCCAAGAUGCAACAGGCGCACCGAAAUCGUGUUUUCCAUGACUUCCGAUCCGGACUGUGCCGGAAUCUGGUCUGCUCCGAUCUCUUCACCCGUGGUAUAGACGUACAGGCUGUGAACGUUGUUAUUAACUUUGAUUUCCCCAAGAUGGCAGAGACCUAUCUUCACAGAAUUGGUAGAUCCGGACGUUUUGGACAUCUGGGUAUUGCCAUCAACCUAAUCACCUAUGAAGAUCGGUUCGAUCUUCACCGCAUCGAGAAGGAACUGGGUACUGAAAUCAAGCCAAUCCCCAAGGUGAUUGAUCCGGCCCUGUACGUGCCCCGGUUGGACGAUCCAAAUAAUACCCAGGAGGAGCAAAACAUUAGCAAAUAAGCCUAUUUCCAUUAAUGCAACAUAGCCACAUCCCAGCAGCUUCAAUCGCGAUCACUGUCCAAAACUAAUUGUACCCAUAACCGGAUGUAACGUUGCGUUACCCGAGUAAGCAAAAAUGACCUCACACGAACCGUGAAACCGAAGAAAAAAUGUAAACGAGGAAAAUAAUGGAAUUCGAUAGGUUGGGCUGCUGGAUGUAGGAUAGUCAUACACACACAGCUACAAGAGAGAAAUGGAGUCUUCAAGUUAUUACACUUUUUUGUUCGAAAUUUUUAAAGAAAUUGUUUCAAAGGAAAAGAGAGAAGCUACUGAUGAAUUCAAACAAGAACCCACAAAUACACAAGACAAAAUCUUCAAACAAUUGUGAAAAAGGACCGCGACAAUAGAAUGCCUGAGGAAACCCGAGAGUGGACGUGGAUCGAGUGGAUGAAAGUCGUGAACGAGUGAAUUGUGGGGAAACCAACCUAACAUCGCUAGCAUUGAAUCAUCGGUGUAAAUGUUGAUGUGUACUAGACAAGAGAAAAAAAAAACAUCAACGCCUUUUUAUAUAUUCUACUAGUGUCAGAAGAGGCAAUCAGGAUCGACGAACCGGGUAUGGCGCAGAGCUCGCCGAAGAGAAUGUUCUGUAAAUAGCAUUUCGCGGGAUCUACCCGCAAACUAAAACUUUAAAGUAGUGAAGAUGCCGCCGCCCAUGGAAACUAAACGUUGCAGGAGAUAUCCGGUUCCGUCGAUGCCGUUUUUGUCAGUGCAAGUCUGCGACAAAGUCCAGCUGUUAUUUAGUUUGAAGAACAUUAAUUUACACCUAGAGUGAACUGAGCGAACAAGGAACCUAUUUACACACAAUAAAACAUCUACAGCGCAGGUCAACGAAGCAAAAACGAUUUUUACAGCAAAGAAUUGAAAGGAGAAACUAAAAAAAUAUACAAGCAACGUGAAACAAGUGAAACAAAUUAGAAAAGACGGUUUUAAAUGGCAUCAAUGGGAGAAGGAAAGCUCUUCAAAUUGUAGGUAUACUCUUUACCUGACGAGAAUGAUUUACCGUGAGACUUCUAGAUGGAUUCAUGUGUUGGAGGAGUUUGUUCGCCCAGGUCAUACUUCAAUCAGGCCUAGGUUAAAUGUUAUCAUCCAUAAAUCACUAGACCAUUCAUUCAUCGUCCGUUUAUUGGUGUUUUUCUGUUUACAAUUUUUUUCAAUAACAGUAUGCAAAUCCGGAGAUAUGUAUUUAAAUUCUAUACACGAUGGAGAAAGUUUAAUUUCAAAAACACCAACUACGCAAACAUUAGCUUUGGUUCAUAAUGGGGUAUUGUGCCUCUGACACGUUUUAGCGGAACCAGAUAAAGAGGAUUACGCAGGGUUUUUAUCUGUUUGAUUGAGUUAUCUGUAACAGUUUGCACCCUGUGUAAAAUAUAUACGUUUCUCCAUCGCUCAAUGUCAUUAUUUUGAAAACAACAAAUACAUUAGCUUAUGCACCUGUUCGUA
Messenger RNA from Topomyia yanbarensis, 3815 nucleotides. RefSeq names its product ATP-dependent RNA helicase me31b (gene me31B). Gene Ontology annotation, molecular function: mRNA binding; ATP binding; RNA helicase activity. Lineage: Eukaryota; Metazoa; Arthropoda; Insecta; Diptera; Culicidae. The record is from RefSeq and is a predicted model, not a curated record. Gene Ontology annotation, cellular component: cytoplasmic stress granule; P-body. Bases 1017 to 2336 code for a protein of 439 amino acids. Gene Ontology annotation, biological process: cytoplasmic stress granule assembly; P-body assembly. The transcript is spliced from 6 exons.